Molecule: messenger RNA, 843 nt
Organism: Penicillium angulare
Lineage: Eukaryota; Fungi; Ascomycota; Eurotiomycetes; Eurotiales; Aspergillaceae
Product: pyrroline-5-carboxylate reductase family protein
Exons: 2
Coding region: 1-843 (280 amino acids)
Biological process (GO): L-proline biosynthetic process
Molecular function (GO): pyrroline-5-carboxylate reductase activity
Source: RefSeq, a predicted model, not a curated record
AUGCCCUCCCUCCAAGACAGCAAGAUCGCCUUCAUCGGCGGUGGCAACAUGGCCUCCGCCAUCAUUGGCGGCCUAACCACCAAAGGCGUCAACAAAUCGAACAUCAUCGUCUCCGAGCCAUGGGAAGUCAACCGGGAAAAGCUCGCCGCAACAGGCGUCCAGACAACAACUGUGAAUGCCGAAGCGGGCGCCAGAGCCGACAUCGUCAUCAUCGCCGUCAAGCCACAAGUAGCUAAGAGCGUAUGCGAAGAGCUCGGCGCCUCAUGGGGCGAGCGGCAAUCCCUCCCCGUCGUGGUUAGCAUCGCGGCCGGAAUCACACUGAGCAGUUUGGAGGAGUGGUCGACGACUAAGGACGGGCGAUCUGCGCACGUUGUGCGCGUUAUGCCGAACACACCUGCGCUAGUUGGAGAAGGUGCAUCAGGUGCAUUUGCUAGUGCGACGGUAACGGGCGAGGAGAAGGAGCUUGUGAACUCGCUGCUGAGCAGUGUUAGCAAGGCUACUGAGUGGGUUGAGAAGGAGGAUCUGCUUGACGUUGUCACUGGUCUUUCUGGAUCUGGGCCUGCUUAUUUCUUUGCUAUGGUUGAGCAUCUUGUAGCUAGUGCUACUGCUUUGGGAUUGCCGAAGGAGCAGGCAACUCGCCUGGCUACUCAGACUUGUCUUGGUGCGGGCAAGAUGCUCGUUCAGUCGUCUGAUGAGCCUAGUCAACUUCGUAAGAACGUGACUAGUCCCAAUGGAACUACAUAUGCUGCUUUACAGACAUUCGAGGGUGAGGGAUUCCAGGAGAUUGUUGAUAAGGCUGUUCGGGCGGCUACGUCGCGGUCUGCUGAGCUUGGUGCGAAAUGA